Brienomyrus brachyistius is the source of this 963-nucleotide messenger RNA. RefSeq names its product tumor protein, translationally-controlled 1 (gene tpt1). The record is from RefSeq and is a predicted model, not a curated record. The coding region runs from base 82 to 594 and encodes 170 amino acids. Gene Ontology annotation, molecular function: calcium ion binding. Gene Ontology annotation, cellular component: cytoplasm. NCBI's taxonomy places the organism in Eukaryota, Metazoa, Chordata, Actinopteri, Osteoglossiformes, Mormyridae. The transcript has 6 exons.
GUCUGUCCUUUUCAACGGAGCGAGCCGUAAGGGGGAGACGGGAGCCAUCUUAGCGCAAACUCCUCAGCACAAUCCGACAAAAUGAUCAUCUACAAGGACAUCAUCACGGGAGAUGAAAUGUUCUCCGACAUUUACAAAAUUAAAGAGUCUCCUAAUGGAAUCUUAUACGAAGUCGAGGGAAAGAUGGUCUGUAGAACAGAGGAUAUCGAUGAUGCCCUGAUUGGUGGCAACGCAUCCGCAGAGGCUGCAGAUGAAGGCUGUGACUCAAGCACAGUCAGUGGUGUGGACAUAGUCCUCAACCACAAGCUGCAGGAGACCUCCUUCACUAAAGACACAUACAAGGCAUACAUCAAGGACUACAUGAAAGCGCUCAAGGCAAAGCUGGAAGAGACCAACCCAGACAGAGUGAAGCCCUUCAUGGCUGGUGUACAGGAAGACAUCAAAAAGAUCAUGAGUAACAUGAAGAACUUCCAGUUUUUUACAGGAGAGUCCAUGAACCCAGAGGGCAUGGUUGGUCUGUUGGACUUCCGUGAGGAUGGCGUCACCCCCUUUAUGACCUUUUUCAAGGAUGGUCUGGAAAUUGAGAAAUGUUGACAUCUCUGAAGACCGUUUUGCCUCCACUGGCUGCUUCAUUUCAUCAGUACUGACCCAAGAUGAGGACCCUGGCUGCUCAUGUGCUCCUUAUUUGGAAUGGAAGCAUUAUUUUAAAUGUCAGGUUACGUGUUUGUCCCCAGCCCAAAUUCAGCCUUUACGGGUUUCCAGUGUCAAAUGCUAUUGGGGAUGGAUAAUGGCAGUAUUGUAUUUGACCCCCACCCACCCACCUCCAGGCCGCAAUUAGGUCAUUCUUGCAGGACUUGCCACUUGCUCUGCAUUUGGUUGUGCGAAAUAAAACGCCCGCUUCCUUAAAGAAUCAUUUUGAUUUCCUGAGCUGUAAGAUAUCUAAUAAACUACUGGACAAAUCUU